Cyclopterus lumpus (lumpfish) is the source of this 2764-nucleotide messenger RNA. RefSeq names its product WD repeat domain phosphoinositide-interacting protein 1-like. Gene Ontology annotation, cellular component: extrinsic component of membrane; cytosol; phagophore assembly site membrane. Gene Ontology annotation, biological process: autophagy of mitochondrion; protein localization to phagophore assembly site; nucleophagy. The record is from RefSeq and is a predicted model, not a curated record. Gene Ontology annotation, molecular function: phosphatidylinositol-3-phosphate binding; protein binding; phosphatidylinositol-3,5-bisphosphate binding. NCBI's taxonomy places the organism in Eukaryota, Metazoa, Chordata, Actinopteri, Perciformes, Cyclopteridae.
UCGGCGUGAGCUGUGUGCCAUCUGAGCCAGUCUGCCGGGACAUUCCUCUCCCUGAAGAGUGUGAGCGUGGCGCUUGGAGUCGGGGGCAGAGGAGGGAAGCGGGUUCCGGCGGGAUCGACCCGAGUCCGAGGCCAACCAACCUCGACCAGCAGGAGGACGGGGGAUUUGGUGACUCCGAUGGAGUCCAGGAGCCCCAGGACGCACCGGACGGCACCGAUGUGCACCGAGCCUUCAUCUGCGCCUCGUUUAACCAGGACACCACUUCUCUGUCGGUGGGCACCAAGACCGGCUACCGCCUCUUCUCAGUCACUGCUGUGGACAAGCUGGACUGCAUCCACGAGGGAGUAGAGUGUCAGGACGUUUAUAUCGUGGAGCGGCUGUUCUCCAGCAGCCUGGUGGUGGUGGUCAGUCUGUCCAUGCCACGGCGAAUGAACGUUUACCACUUCAAGAAAGGCACCGAGAUUUGUAACUACAGCUACUCCAACAACAUCCUCUCCGUCCGGCUCAACAGACAGCGGCUGGUGGUGUGCUUGGAGGAGUCGGUCUACAUCCACAAUAUCAAAGACAUGAAACUACUCAAAACCCUGCUAAACACACCCACCAACCCCACAGGUCUUUGUGCGCUCUCCGUCAACCACAGUAACUCCUACCUGGCGUACCCGGGAAGCGCUACCAUCGGAGAGAUCACCGUCUACGACGCCAACAACCUGAGCACCCUGACGCUGAUCCAAGCCCACGACAGUCCCCUGGCGGCCCUCACCUUCAAUGGCUCUGGCACCAAACUGGCCAGCGCUUCAGAGAAGGGCACCGUUAUCAGAGUCUUCAGCGUUCCUGAAGGACAGAGACUGUUUGAAUUCCGUAGAGGCAUGAAAAGAUAUGUUAGCAUUAGUUCAUUGUCCUUCAGCGCCGACGCCCAGUUCCUGUGCGCCUCCAGCAACACUGAGACAGUCCAUAUCUUUAAACUGGAGCAGCACAGCCCAAGUCUAGACGAGGAGUCUCCUACAUGGUCGGCAUACAUGGGCAAAAUGUUCACAGCAGCCAGCACCUACUUGCCCAGCCAGGUGUCCGACAUGAUGCAUCAGGACAGAGCCUUCGCCACAGUGCGACUCAACAUGUUCGGCCUCAAGAACAUCAGCGCCCUCGCUACGAUUCAGAAGCUCCCUCGCCUGCUGGUGGCGUCCUCAGACGGGUGUCUCUACAUUUAUAAUGUGGAUCCACAGGAUGGUGGCGAGUGCGUCCAGAUCCAGAAACACAGGAUGUUUGACUCCAGCGAGGAGCAGGUAGAAACAGAAGGCGAGGAGAAUCCAGAGGAUGUCUCUCCCCAACCAGCCAGCCAAUCGUACGCUGCCACUGUGGCUCUCCCUUCAACCCCGCCCUCCUCCACCACUCUCACGGGUUACUCUGAGGACGGUGGAGUCGAGAAGGGUGAUGUCAUCCCAGAGCACGAGUUUGCCGAGGGCCCCGUCUGCCUGGACGACGAGAACGAGUUCCCUCCAUUCGGCAACCAGAGUAAUUGACCAAAUCUUUCUCUCAUGAAAACAUCCAAUCCAAAACCUGCAUAACAAUCAGACUGUUUUCAAGCAGGAAGUUGGACCAAAACAUUCCCUCUGUUGAGACAUGGCGACACACCCACCUUCCACGUGCACCCGGCCUUCCUAGGUGUUUCUGUCUUCUGCGUCCCUCUCUACGUUUUGCAAGGAAUCAAAUAUUAGACAGAUUGAAAGACUGUCCAAGAGUCCCACUGUUAACUCCCAUGUUACGCCUUUAACAACUUGUUAUUUUAAUAAUGGAACACAGUGGUGUUAUUGUUGCAUAAUAUUAUCAUAUUAGCAAUCAGAUGUAUAUGUAUAUGAACUUGAGCAGACUGAAUAUACUAUGGCAGUAGAGGAGACAACAGGCAGGCCUGGCCUGCAGCCAUUUUGAAGUAACCAUGGGCAAGAUUCACAAAAAUGCUUCACCUGAGAGGUCACCUGAAAGGUCAUUUUAGCAGCUUCUAAGUGCAGAUAAUAAUAUAAAUACAAUAUGAAAUGAAUCAACUCUUUGAAGAUCAUUUCUUGUUUUUUGUCACUUCCAAGUCUUAGAAAUAAGCACCUGAAAGUAUAUAAUAAGGACUGUGUUGUCAGGCCUGAUGGAUGUUAUCAAUGGGCAUUAAAUGUGUCACACCUCAAUAAAGAGGGGCAGUAGUUCACUCAAGAAGGAAAUCAUGUGGGAAGCAUGAUACACUAUUUAAAUCAGGAUACAUGCAGUCACUAUAAUAUGACUUGCAGAUGCAGCUGUCAUACUAAUUAUGGUAUCAGUAGAUGAGACUAAACACCUGCAGAGUCACAAAUGUAACCUGAAAACAAUAUGUGGAGAAAUCAGCUAACUGUGAAAAACUUGAUGGGGAAGCUGUACACGGCAAAAGCUACAGGUCCUUGAAUUUCAGUGAUAUCCUGAUAUUUUUAUUUACUAUAAAUGAUGCUGAAAAUAGUAUAUCAACAUGCAAGUCAUUUUUACUUUGAUGUUUGAAAUAUUCUUUUGCAAAAUGUUUGAAGUAUUACACAUCAACGCAUAGACCUACCAUGCGUAAAUAUAUUUUGAGUAUUUUUAUUGUGUGUAUAAUGUAUAUAUAACAUUUUUAUAUAGUACUGUUAUAAGUAACAUGGUAAUACCAUUUGAUUUGCCAAAAGGUGGCGCUGCUAGGACACCUGUACGCUGCAUUGAGCUGUUUAAUACUGGACAUUGACACCAGAGACUUAUUAAAGCUGAGAAGUGAUUCAACCUC